ACAUAGGCAGCAGAGGCCAUUAUUUCACGCCAUAGGUAGUGCACUUAAAGUAGGGAGUGAGGAGUUAUUUGGUGUUCAGCCACUGCAGUCAACUCAACUUGUGGACCACGAAGAAAGGCUUGUCUCAGCGAGGUUAAUUAUGGCUAGAAAUAGCAGAAAUCGCUCUUGAGGAUGAUUAUUAGCCGGAUUUUGGAGGUGUAUGUGAAUAAAAAAGAGGAUAAAGUUCUCGCAGAGUUUUUGCAGCUAGCCAACGGCAUCAGUUAGCAUGAACACUUCCUUAAUGCAAUGCUGAACGAUAAGAGAUUUAGCUAGCAACCGUGAAUUACAAAUGUGAGUAUGUGUUUAUAGCACUGUUAUUAAACAAAUUAUUAAACGCGUUCAGUUGCAAACGCGUUAUUUAGUUAUUAAGGUAAAUAAAUUAGUCUGAACGAUACUUGUAUAACAGGGUUAGCUGAGUUUACAGGAGCUACAUCAUGCGGUAACUCGACCAAGAAGGAAAAAGUGAUUUCCAGAGCAACUAGCUAAUUAAAUAACUUAGCAUACAUUAGCAUUGUUAGCAAGUUCUUAUAUCUUAAUAAAAUGUUGGAUAAAUAAAUAGCAUAGCUUUAGAAAUGUUUGUCUGCAUCAUUAGCUAGUUAUCUAAUUAUUUAUUCACAGCUAGGUAUCUUUCCUAGUUCCUAUUAUUUACUAGCUUAAGUUGCUAAGAUGUCUGACCUAGCUGAGUUUGUUUUUCUUCUGAAAAUAUUUUUCUUUAUUUCAUUUUAAUGUUUAGUGAAGUUUGAGGUUUUUACACCCUCAUUUAGAUACCUCAGUGGGAAAAAAAACACCUACAGGCUAAAAUAUUUUGCGUCCAAACUACCCAUCCUUCUCCUUUGGUUAUUCUGGCAACCGUUUCAUAACGUUUAGGGAACGUUUUCUUUUGCUUAGCAAACACACUCAUACAGGAAGGUUUCAGAAAAAUACAGAAAGUAUUUUUGUCCUUUUUUGUUAAACAUACAAACUUAUACAAAGUUGUAUUGGGAACUAAAAAAAGGUCUGUUCUCAGAACCAAAAACAAACGUUUCCAGAACAUUUUUGAAACUAAUACCUGUUAAUCAGGUACCUGUUAAACUGAGCCUUAUAGCUAAGUUAGAUAGAUAUAAAUGGGCUAACUGUUACAGAUAAAAAAAAUUAUUCUUCUUGAACAUAAAAACAGAAAAGGUUUACAGUACGACUUUUACAGUACGACUUAAAUGUGUAAAAAGCUUUGCAGUGACCUCCUAGUUUGCUGAAUUCUGUUGAAACGCUUAGAUCUCGUGCAAAGCGGACACAGUUCAGAAGCUUUAAUGUUACACAUUUGACCAUUGUUCCCACUAGUAUGUGUGAAACCGCACUAGCUCAUUUUAUCUAGUGUCUCAGCAAGCUCUGCUCUGCAAAAAAAAAAAAAAUGCCUGGAGUAUAUUCAAAACUUCCCUCACAACUGAAGAGGUCUUCAGCAGCAAAGAAAGCGGUUUUCCUCCUCGUUGCUGCAUACGGAGCGAAAAGACUCUACCCGUACAUUUCUGAACGGCUUAAAGGACGGAUUGAUCCUCAGCACGGUAGACUGAACGUGCACAGUAGACCGAACGAAGAGCCACUGGAGGUCACGGAGAAAGGAAAAAGGAAGAGAAACUCUCCGGCUGUGAAUCGAGAAUUCCUUUUGCGCUUAAAGCGGCUUCUGAGCAUCCUUUUCCCUCGGCUUUUCUGCAAAGAGCUGGGUCUGUUGGGUUUCCACUCAAUCGCUCUCAUCUCACGCACAUUCCUGUCUAUUUAUGUAGCCAACUUGGAUGGGAAAAUAGUGAAGACCAUAGUGAAGAAAGACCCCCAGGCAUUUGUGUGGGAGUUAACCAAAUGGCUCCUGAUCGCUAUCCCUGCAACGUUUGUGAACAGCGCUAUUCGUUAUCUGGAAGGCCAGCUAACCCUGGCUUUUCGCACCAGGCUGGUGAGCCAUGCCUACCAGCUCUACUUCAGCAACCAGACCUAUUAUCGUGUCAGCAACAUGGACAGUAGGCUGGCCAACCCGGACCAAUCACUGACGGAGGAUGUGGUGAUGUUCGCCGGCUCUGUGGCUCACCUGUACUCCAACCUGACGAAGCCCUGCCUUGAUGUGGUGAUGACCUGCUACACGCUGAUCAAAACCGCACAGUCUAAAGGCGCCAACACGACUUGGCCUUCGGUGAUUGCCGGCAUCGUGGUGGCGCUCACGGCCAAAAUCCUGCGGGCAUUUUCCCCACGCUUCGGCAAGCUAGUGGCCGAGGAGGCCAAGAGGAAAGGGGACCUGAGGUACAUGCACUCACGCAUCAUUGCCAACUCAGAGGAGAUCGCCUUCUAUGGGGGUCACAAGGUGGAGAUGUCGCAGCUGCAGCGGAGCUACGAGGCGCUGCGCUCGCAGAUCAACCUGAUCCUCUUCAAGCGGCUGUGGUAUGUCAUGCUCGAACAGUUCCUCAUGAAGUACCUGUGGAGCGCCUCGGGUCUCGUCAUGGUGGCCGUGCCCAUUAUCACAGCUACGGGGUACUCCUCACGUGAUUCAGAGGACGUGAAGCAGGCGGUGAUGGUGAUGAAAGAGGAAGAGAUGGUGAGCGAGCGCACGGAGGCCUUUACCACAGCCAGGAAUCUUUUAAACGCAGGAGCCGACGCUGUGGAGCGGAUUAUGAGCUCCUACAAGGAGGUGACGGAGCUGGCAGGCUACACGGCACGUGUGUAUGAGAUGUUUGAUGUGUUUGAGGAGGUGCGUGUUGGUGUGUAUCGCCGAUCAGUCGAGGACCCACAGGGCACAGACAACCGUGGCGGUUCACGUGAGGUGAAGCAUGGUAUGAGGUUGGAGGGGCCCCUACACAUUAGAGGUCAAGUGAUUGACGUGGAGCAAGGCAUCAGGUGUGAGAACCUGCCGAUAAUAACACCCACAGGCGAUGUGGUAGUGUCCAGCCUCAACAUCAAGGUGGACGAAGGGAUGCAUCUGUUAAUCACGGGCCCGAACGGCUGCGGUAAGAGCUCGCUGUUUCGGAUCCUGAGCGGCCUGUGGCCUGUAUACAGCGGCGUCCUGUACAAACCUCCGCCGCAGCACAUGUUCUACAUCCCACAGAGGCCGUAUAUGUCCGUGGGCACUCUGCGGGAUCAGGUGAUUUACCCCGACACGGAUCAGGAGAUGCGGGAGCAAGGUUUCACAGAUCAGCAGCUGGAGGGAAUCCUGCGCACCGUCAACCUCCUCUAUAUCCUCGAGAGGGAGGGAGGUUGGGAUGCAGAAAGUGAUUGGAAGGAUGUUCUGUCUGGAGGAGAGAAGCAAAGAAUGGGCAUGGCCAGGAUGUUCUACCACAAGCCCAAAUACGCUCUCCUGGACGAGUGCACCAGUGCCGUUAGCAUCGAUGUGGAGGGCAAAAUCUUUGAAGCCGCUAAGGAUGCUGGGAUUGCACUUCUCUCAAUCACACACCGUCCGUCUCUGUGGAAGUACCACACCCACCUGCUGCAGUUUGAUGGUGAGGGCGGCUGGCGCUUUGAAAAGCUGGACGCGUCCACGCGGCUGUCUCUGCAGGACGAGAAGCUGAGGCUGGAGACACAGCUCUCAGGGAUCCCCAAGAUGCAGCAGCGUCUGUCUGAACUGUGCAGCAUUCUGGGUGAAAACAGCAGCCUGCUGAGCCCCAUGGAGACAGAGGGGGAGCGACAGGGGGAGGAGGAGAGAGAGAGGAAGCAGCAGGAGGAGAGGGAGGAGAGAGACGCGCUCCCUGGUGAACAGGGACGAGGCCUUAUGGAGUGAUUUGAUGCCAGGAGACGGAGAUGAUUUCAAAGCCAGCUGUUUGUGUGAGCGUGUCUGUGCGUGUGAAUGUGCGUGCGUGUGUGUGUGAGUCUGUGCGAGUGUGCGGAACCAUGUACAUGGGUAAAGAAUCUCAGAUCAAAAUUAUUAGCUCUGAUGUGGUCUUUAGGGGCUUUCCUUAACUGCGUUUUCUACUGCGUGCAUAUGUGUGCAUAUGUGUGUGUGUGUGUGUGUGUGUUAGAGGUCGGGAAAAGCAUGAAGCUGGUGCCAGUUUUUGCAGGUGCAGCAGAUGAUGAAAGCUGCUCAAUCCCAUGUUAUUACAGUUCUCUACAGAAUUUGCACAAACACUCUGGCACCUUGGAUGUGUGUGUGUAUGUGUGUGUGUGUGUGGAAGUGAGAAAGGAGAGAAGGGAGGCAUUUGGAAAAGGGCUGCUGUCAGACCACUGACUGCAGUUGUGUUGUACUGUUCGUUUUAAUAACAGUCUCACGAUGCUGAUAUAACGUUAGGGAUUACCACUCGGUGCUGUAGGCUUCUUUUUGUGCCGUGUUUUGUACAAAAGGCAGAAGGUUUGAUUUUAUACUCUGUCAGGAUGAAAACCACCACACAGUUUGACAGAGUGGUUUGUGAAACUAUGAAUCAGGGUUGGGUGAUUAUGUCAAAAACCUGUAUCAUGAUACUUAGGAAUUUCUCAGAAUGUGCUUAUAGCCUAUUUACAUCUUCUAGCUGGGUAUUCUCAGUCAUAUGACAGUUACCUGUCUUAGAGGAUAAAGCCUAACUUGUUUUCUUUAACACGCUUGGAGGAGAGCACUAACUGUUCUAUUCUGUAUUCACGAGCUAAGAAACUUGCACAACUCCACCGGACAGUGUGGUAUCGCACAGUUCAGUAUGAAAUCAGUCGUUGGUAACUAAGUACCUGUGAUGCAAUUGCUUUUCCUUUUAUCAAGAGCACUGAACAUGCACAUAUGCGUGGAGCUGGGAAUGGUGCAGACAAACAAGUGCUAUUGAACUACUGGGCAUGAAUGGCUGUGGAAUUGUCAGGAUUCAAACGUGUGAUCUGACAAAAGAGUAAAAUCCUAUACAUCUGCACAACUUGAGAACUCAAAAAUUUCAUAUGAAGUUAUUUUUACAACACACAAUCGGUAUAUUAACGUGUGCUAAAUAUACACAGUAGCGAUUUUAUUUAUUUAUUUAUUUAUUUCCCAAAACGUAAAUUAUGGUUUCAAUUAUUUAGAUUUAACAUGAAUGUUAUAAGAAGGGAACAGAAUGUGAGGCGAUGUGCUGUUAUAGGAAGAUGAUCAACAACACGACGGUGUGAUGUUACCACCCUGAAGUUGGUUAUUUUCCUAUAACAGCAUAUCCCACAGUGUUUUGUUCCUCUUAUACCACAGCUACUUGCCAACAGUUACAAUUUUGAAUUUAUUAAUGAACAACGUUCCAUUUAAGGUUGUGGAAUGAAAGUGAAACAGGUUGGUUCCUCUUAUCACUUAGAUUAUGUGGAACGUCCACCAUACAAGUCAAUGUUACUAAAGAAAGAUAACCUACUAGAACAAACGCAUUAAUAUAAACCUGUGAUUUGUCUUACAGCUGGCAGUACUAUCAGAGCUGCUGUUAAGGAAAAUUAAUCAACACCUUCUGACCAUUCGAGAUUGAGAAUAGGACAUCGCUGUGGUAUAACUAGAUUUUAACGUCCAACUAGCUGUUUUUGUGACUAACAAUCAGUCAGUGUUUGUUAGUAAACGUACUGAUAACUAUGCUAAAAAAAAAGGAUGCAUACACGUGUAUCAUGAUACUGAUGUUACGUUGUCAUAUUUCCCAACCCUACUACGAAUGAUUUUGUGAAUGACAAUGAGGCGUGGAGCAGUGACUCUACGAUAAACGGUCACGUCCACUGCCGAGGUCACUACAGUUCAAUCAGCGAGAGCUGCCUGAGAGGAAGUUUGCUAACUUUCCUUGUUUUAUCUUUGCUGUAGCAGUCUGUAGCGAAUUGAUUUAAUCCAUCACUGUAGAUGCAUCUCUGUUCACUCUUAUUACCGGUCUCUGGACUGUGUUAGAUUUAGAAGACCUUUUACUCUUUAAAGGCCUUGGUUUAAUCAUAGCGAUGUAAAAACCUGAAGUCUAAUGUUUUAGACUUUUAAUCUGCACACUAUUAAAUAUAUACAGUAAAUGCCACUUUGAGCCAUUAACGCUGUGUGAUAUAUGAGAAAUAUAUCAACAGUUUAAUACGAUCUUGUUAUAACAAUGAACAUUAUUUUAUUAGAUUACCUCCUUUUGUAUAUUAUGAAAGUGUCCUUUCAAUUUCACAUUUCGAAUUCUUAAAAAAAUCAAACCUCUUACUUUAUUGAUUUUAAACUCAAUCAAUUGACUGAUGUUUGAUUGUAGCCAAAUAUUAAUCGCUGCUUUAAAAAUGUUUAAAUGUGCCCACUAUGUUUAUAAAAUUUAUUUUUAUCAUGGUAUUUCCCUAAAAGUAAUAAAUUAAGAUUUUGCACAGGUGGUUUUGUAUCAUGAAUAUCAAGGAACCACUAUAAUCUGAUGAAUUUUCCACAUAGAGCAUGUGCUGAAUAUGACUGUUUCAGAACUAACAUUUUUUGCUCUACUUGAUUUUUACAAAUGUUAACUUUGGAUAUACUUCGACUCUGUAAUAAACUUCUCAUUGUUGUCAGUGAUAGAGAUUUAAUUUGCACAUUUGCCUGCAUGACUAUAGAUUAGUUUGUUCAUAGAACCUAAUAAAUCACAUUAUUUAGAAAUCCA
Pangasianodon hypophthalmus (striped catfish) is the source of this 6515-nucleotide messenger RNA. It is a transcript of the gene abcd1, whose product is annotated as ATP-binding cassette, sub-family D (ALD), member 1. NCBI's taxonomy places the organism in Eukaryota, Metazoa, Chordata, Actinopteri, Siluriformes, Pangasiidae. The record is from RefSeq and is a predicted model, not a curated record. Gene Ontology annotation, biological process: long-chain fatty acid import into peroxisome; peroxisome organization; fatty acid beta-oxidation. The transcript is spliced from 10 exons. Gene Ontology annotation, molecular function: ATP binding; long-chain fatty acid transmembrane transporter activity; ATP hydrolysis activity. Gene Ontology annotation, cellular component: peroxisomal membrane. The coding region runs from base 1427 to 3769 and encodes 780 amino acids.